CCGGGAAAUCCGGACAUUUCACGUCCGGUGGCGACUGGUCACCGCGAUUGAAAUUGACGCCUUACUCGUAAAAAGGCCGCAAAUAGCUUCCCAUAUCAAGGAAGCCGGGGACCAGUGCCGAAAAGCCAAUGUCACCUUCUGUGAGGCUAGCGAAUGGACUCUGCGUAUCAAUGCCCUCAUGAGCGAUACGCAGAAGUACGUAAAUUUGCUUAAAAACUCGAUCCCGGAAAUAUCAAACCGGAACAGACUCUCCAAACGCGGAGCUCCGCUAUCCUUCGUUGGGACCAUUAGUAAAGCUUUAUUCGGCACCCUCAGCUCCGAGGACGCCGAAUACUAUAAUCAACAACUAAAUCAGCUAGAGAUGGAUCAAUCCCACCUCUCGCAGAUUGUGGGAAAUCAAACGCACAUAGUAAGAUCCGAAUUUCAGAAUAUCCAUCAACGAUUAGAUAAUCUAACCCAAGAAACUACCAGAUGCCUUGAAGUCGCAAAGGGGAUAGCGAAGGAACUAAACCAGCAAAGCCUCGAAAAACAUCGAGAAGCUUAUAAAACAGCCAUUUGGCGCUGGAUAACCGCCUUGGGAAGUCUGGCCCAGGAAUAUCGUUCCGGAAUCUUGUUGAUAACGGAUGUUGUCCUUUUCGCAAGACAAGGAAUACUGCACCCCGCCAUCCUAUCUCCUGAACAAUUGGAAAAAUCCGUCUCUCUGAUACAAGAAACCUCACCCCUGGAAUUUCCUUUAUCAACACAAGAACUCCUAACAGGCUCUCUCAACCACCUCGCUGAAGUACAAACCCAAUAUCAAGAAAAUCGAUUAAUCCUCAUCCUAUCCUUCCCCCUCCUCGACAAAGAACCGUUCCAACUUUACAAGGUCUAUCCAAUUCCAACACAACAACCCUAUGGCACAGCGAAACCAAUAGCCGCUUACGUCCUACCAAGGUCACCCUACUUCGCGCUCUCCGAGGACCAAAACUACUAUUUCACCCCAGAGGAACAAUACAUUCAACAAUGCCUCACCCACCGCCACGACCUACUGUGUGAGCUCACCAUUCCUCUGCACAAAACCGAAUCAUCCACCAAUUGUGAAAUUCAGCUACUAACCCGACCACAAGAAACGCAGUGGAGAACCUGCGACCUGAAACUCACUACCCCAGGAACCACAUUUUGGCAAAAAUUACCGGCACCAAACAGCUGGCUUUAUUCUGCAAUCAAAUCAGACACCCUAAAGGUCCAUUGCCGAAACAAAAUCACGGACGUAGAAGAAAUUCAAGGACAAGGGAUUCUGCAACUGGCCCCCGGUUGCAAGGCCAUCACCCCCUCCACGCGUCUGACGGCAACCAGGGAAAUCACCACAAACACAGCUUAUCGCUACGCACCACCUGUAUGGCUGAACCUUACUUCCAUUUCCGGGCCAAUCGCAGAACCACACCUACUGGCCAUUGACAACCUCGCCAAGGAACUCUCCCUCGGAAAUUCCACCCAGAACUGGGAAAACGGUAAAAACGGAAUGGCCUUGGCCCGACUGGAGGAGGAAGCCCACAGCAUCCAGGUCCAGCAGCAAAACAAAAUUCACCGCCAGCUCACAAACCUACCUUCUUCCUGAGAUCAGUACCUUCCGGUAGGGAUCUCAACGCCCACAUUCUACAUCGCCCUUGCUAUAGGCGCCUACCUCAUCCGCCGACGAGGCCGCCACACCAGGACACACCAUCGCACAGCACCAGAACCACCGAGGGAACCUCCAACCAU
This is a messenger RNA of Orussus abietinus, 1740 nucleotides long. RefSeq lists its product as uncharacterized. The record is from RefSeq and is a predicted model, not a curated record. Bases 179 to 1597 code for a protein of 472 amino acids. The transcript has a single exon. NCBI's taxonomy places the organism in Eukaryota, Metazoa, Arthropoda, Insecta, Hymenoptera, Orussidae.